Pantherophis guttatus is the source of this 1356-nucleotide messenger RNA. The record is from RefSeq and is a predicted model, not a curated record. Lineage: Eukaryota; Metazoa; Chordata; Lepidosauria; Squamata; Colubridae.
AUGUUGCUGGGGCUUAUAGCAUCAAUUUCACUCCAAACUCUCCAAAACAAAUCUAUUCUGCCUAUUGAUGGAGUUCAACACUAUGAUAUAAAACCUGAAGCAAUCCUCAAGCUGACAAAAGUUGCACACCUUGCUUUAAAACAAAAUUUACCAGAACAGGGUACUUACAUAGUAAUACCCGCAGCAAGUCACCACCUCAACGUCCCGCGAGUAAGCAGCAGCAGCAGCAGCAGCAGCAGCAGCAGCAGCCCUCUCGAGGGGCCUCCUUGGGGGACGCCAAGGACGCCUUGGGGGAGCCUGGCGUCCUCCUUGUUGGACGCCAGGCUCAGCCUGCGGGCGCCCCCAACCAAAAGGCCGCGCACACUCCCAGCCCUCCUUUUGCCUCCUCCCUGGCCUGCUCACAGCCCUGGGCGAAACGCAGCCCAGCGGCCGCACCUCUUAGGCAAGGCCGGCCCCUCGAAUCAGGCGCGAACAACUGAUCUACCACCAACUCCCAGUACCUGCUGUUGCGGCCGGCUAAAGAGCCGGCCUACACGGUCCCAAAAUCCUUCUUGGGCCCAAGGCGCGCACAGGCGCCUCUCCCUCUACGCAAGGCGAAGCCGGGUGCGAAAAGCUACAGCGCGCAAGCGCGGUUCAGCCAGCCAUUUGGCGCAGCUUCCGGUCCGCCUGGCGGGAAGUAUAACCGGCGGAGAUCCAUCACUUUGCUCAGCGAGCCACUGAACGAGAGGAGGUUGCAGCUUUUUUCUUGGUGUUUGCGCACCUUCGACGGGGUAACUAAAGCCAGCCCACGGAGAGGAAUUCACAAGAAAAAAAAAAAAGAGAGAGAGGCAGAUGGGCCAUGAGCAUUCUUAAAUAACGGUGAAUUAAAAAAGGAAAUCCAAAAAGCGGAUUCUUUUUGGAUACCCUUGGUGCAGCUCAGAACAUUGAACAUGCACAUUUCCUAAAAUGAUCCUUCUGCAACUUGAUCCAACAGAUCUUGGAAAGCGGUAGCAGCUGACUUAAUUGGGAAGUGCGCAUCAUUUGUGGAAACCAGUAAAAGUUCUCUUCAGGAGAUCUGACAUAGAACUUUAUUUCAUGUGAUUAUUUUUUUUUUUUUGCAGGUUCCAUGGGAAACGAUGGAUUGCAUCUUUUUGUACAGAAUGAACCCUAAAUUCAGUACCAUCAAAAAUGUACCAUCAUUUUUAUGUAGGCUCCACCAGAAGCCAUCUCUUGGCACAAAUAAUAUCAUACUAUAUCAAAAACAAAGAAACGUGGGAUUUUUAUUUUAUGGCAUUAGUAGUACAUUUCCAACAUUGACUCUUGGGAUAAAUCUUAAAAUAAUCCACGAACUAAUAAAAGCAUUGGAUGUGAAACCAA